This is a messenger RNA of Salvia hispanica, 1924 nucleotides long. RefSeq names its product transducin family protein / WD-40 repeat family protein (gene SMU1). Lineage: Eukaryota; Viridiplantae; Streptophyta; Magnoliopsida; Lamiales; Lamiaceae. Gene Ontology annotation, biological process: mRNA splicing, via spliceosome. Gene Ontology annotation, molecular function: protein binding. The record is from RefSeq and is a predicted model, not a curated record.
CUCUCCCUCUCUCUCACACACACGCGCACACAUUUUCUCACACACAUUUUUGGGAUAAAAUUCUCUAGGGUUUAAGCAAUUUCCCAUUCUCCAACACUGAGCCAUGUCUUCGACGCUAGAAAUCGAAGCUCGAGAUGUUAUCAAGAUUGUACUACAAUUCUGCAAAGAGAAUUCUCUGCAUCAGACUUUUCAAACACUGCAGAACGAGUGUCAGGUUUCGCUAAAUACAGUGGACAGCCAUGAGACUUUUGUUGCUGAUAUUAAUAGUGGGAGGUGGGAUGCAAUCUUGCCACAAGUUGCCCAACUUAAACUUCCAAGGAAAACAUUAGAAGAUCUCUAUGAGCAGAUUGUUCUGGAAAUGAUUGAACUUCGGGAGAUUGAUACUGCCCGUGCAAUUUUAAGACAAACUCAGGUGAUGGGCGUCAUGAAACAGGAGGAACCAGAGAGAUACUUACGACUUGAACAUCUACUGGUUCGGACUUACUUUGACCCGAAUGAGGUGUAUCAAGAUUCUACAAAGGAGAAAAGACGUGCUCAAAUAGCUCAAGCUGUUGCAGCUGAAGUUUCAGUAGUUCCACCUUCACGGUUGAUGGCUUUGAUCGGCCAGGCUUUAAAAUGGCAGCAGCAUCAAGGUUUACUGCCACCUGGAACACAAUUUGACCUGUUCCGAGGUACUGCUGCUAUGAAACAAGAUGUAGAAGAUAUGUACCCGACGAACCUUGGGCACACUAUUAAGUUCGGGAAGAAUAGUCAUCCAGAGUGUGCUCGGUUUUCUCCUGAUGGUCAAUUCCUUGUUUCUUGUUCAGUUGAUGGAUUUAUUGAGGUCUGGGACCAUAUAAGUGGGAAACUGAAGAAGGAUCUCCAGUACCAGGCUGAUGAAACAUUUAUGAUGCAUGAUGAUGCUGUCCUAUGUGUUGAUUUUAGUAGGGACUCUGAGAUGAUUGCCUCCGGGUCACAAGAUGGAAAAAUAAAGGUUUGGCGUAUCCGAACUGGUCAGUGCUUGCGUCGACUUGAGCGUGCACAUGGUGAAGGUGUCACUAGUGUUAGCUUUUCUCGAGACGGAACCCAAUUGUUGAGUGCAUCAUUUGACACCACUGCUAGAAUUCAUGGCAUGAAAUCCGGGAAGAUUUUGAAAGAGUUCCGUGGUCAUUCAUCAUAUGUUAAUGAUGCCAUCUUCACAGCUGAUGGUUCUCGUAUCAUAACUGCAUCCAGUGAUUGCACUGUGAAAGUUUGGGAUGUGAAGACUACAGAUUGUUUACAGACAUUUAAGCCACCACCUCCACUACGGGGAGGUGAUGCGUCUGUGAAUUCUGUUCAUCUUUUCCCCAAAAAUACAGAUCACAUAGUUGUCUGCAACAAGACAUCGGCAAUAUACAUCAUGACACUCCAAGGGCAGGUGGUAAAAAGUUUUUCAUCCGGUAAAAGAGAAGGUGGAGAUUUUAUGGCAGCUUGUGUAUCAACCAAAGGAGAGUGGAUUUAUUGUGUCGGCGAAGACAGAAAUCUAUAUUGCUUCAGUUAUCAAUCUGGCAAGCUAGAGCAUCUAAUGAAGGUACAUGAGAAGGAUGUGAUCGGCAUCACUCACCAUCCCCACAUAAACCUCAUCGCCACCUAUGGCGAAGACUGCACCAUGAAAUUAUGGAAGCCGUGAAGAACUUUCUAGUAGCAGCUUGCAAUUGUUUCUACCAUACUACAAUUUCUACCAUUUUUGCUUUCAUUUUUUCAGAUUAUCUAGGCUGUUUGUAAUGAUGUAUAUUCCAUCUUUUUCAAAAUCUUAUUUAAAUAGACUUGCAUGUGAACGUUGAAGAUGUAGCGUUUGUCAAAAGAUCUCUAAACUUUUGUUUGUAUUGAGAUGGAUACCGCACUUUGUAGAGACUGGAUUUAUUAGAAAAAUUUAAACAAAAUGGGCAUUAAACUUAUGCAGUAA